Messenger RNA from Pristis pectinata (smalltooth sawfish), 1394 nucleotides. RefSeq names its product LIM domain only 3 (gene lmo3). Gene Ontology annotation, cellular component: nucleus. The transcript has 4 exons. The coding region runs from base 327 to 764 and encodes 145 amino acids. Gene Ontology annotation, biological process: positive regulation of transcription by RNA polymerase II. Gene Ontology annotation, molecular function: transcription coactivator activity; DNA-binding transcription factor binding. The record is from RefSeq and is a predicted model, not a curated record. Lineage: Eukaryota; Metazoa; Chordata; Chondrichthyes; Rhinopristiformes; Pristidae.
GAGAAGGAUAACAGAUCAUACAGUUUUUAAAAAAAAUUCUCAUCUCCUUGAACGUAAUUAAUUUAAUUGUCCUCAUUAGCUGUUCCAUUUGUUUUGAUUUUAUUUCCUUUCUCUUGCUUUUUCCAUCCCGUCCCUGCUUCUGUGUAUUGGUUAACAAAAACAGUGCUAUUUCAAAGCAGUGGUGAACGGGUGAGAGGGUUUUUUUAAUGUGAAAACCGGGAAAAGACAACUCGGCUCUGCUACACUUUUGUAAAACGGUUAAAUCAAUAGGAAAGGUCUCAUUAAUCCGCAGUCUCUGGUUCUGGACGCACUCAAGAGGUAUACAAAUGCUCUCAGCCCAGCCAGACACCAAGCCGAAGGGUUGUGCUGGCUGCAACCGGAAGAUUAAAGACCGCUAUCUCCUCAAGGCGUUGGAUAAGUACUGGCAUGAAGACUGCCUAAAAUGUGCCUGUUGUGAUUGUCGCCUGGGCGAGGUGGGCUCAACGCUCUACACUAAGGCCAACCUCAUCCUUUGCCGCAGAGACUACCUGAGGUUGUUUGGUGUGACAGGGAAUUGUGCCGCAUGCAGUAAGCUGAUUCCUGCCUUUGAGAUGGUCAUGAGAGCCAAGGACAAUGUUUAUCACCUGGACUGCUUUGCUUGUCAGCUCUGCAAUCAGAGGUUUUGUGUUGGAGAUAAAUUUUUCCUCAAGAACAAUAUGAUUCUGUGCCAGACAGACUAUGAGGAAGGUUUGAUGAAAGAAGGCUACACAUCCCAGGUUCGCUGACCUCAACGGGCACUUCGAUCAAACUAGUUAUAAGCACUAACUUCUGUAUCAUUUACUUAACAUGUAAAUAUGAAUUGAAACAGGAACUAAUAGAAUAGACACACAGUAUCCAGAGCUGGUGGCCAUGUUUGGAAUAAAGGGUGGAAGAAAACAGUAUAUAGUCAUUUUGUUCCUGUUCUAAGUUGAAUGUCUUAGACCUACUGUAUAUAUUGAGCUUUUGUCAUGAGGGAGACCAAACCCUUUUAUUCUUUGCUGCUUACAGUUUAUAAUUUUUUUUCAUUUGGCAUGAGAUGUUUAUUUUGGAUGACUCUUGUACAUACUAUAUUGUAAUAUUUGAAGCACAAAUGUAAUACAGUUUUAUUGUGUUAACAUUUGUGUUUAUUUCUUUGUUUCCUGGUACUGUUGCAUUUAGUACAAUCAGUGUUCAGAUUUAUUGUAUAAUUAAUUAUGCUUUCUGUAUUCUAUUAACUAUUUUAACUGAGCUGUCACUUUCUAUUAAAAUAAUCAAAACCGCAAUUCUAUGCACUUUAAUUUGUCUGCCAAUACAAUGUGUUUAAGAUUUUGAGACCUAGGAGUAGCCAAAUAUUUAACCUCCUUGCACCUAGGUUGGCAAUACAAAAUAACAGUAAC